AUGUCCGGAAUCCUGUCAUACGUCCCAAUCGUCAACAGACUCCUCGGAGACGACGACUCGCAAGCCAUCAACAUCCCUCCCGUCAAAGUCCACAAUGUCGAGACCGACCCCGAGAAGCGCGCGCGCUGCCUCAAGCACCUGCUGAGGGCCAAUCACGCCAACUACGCCAUUCUAUUCCACAACCUCGAAUUCCACAACCAUGCGCCGCAUAUCCUCGGUUCUGCCUACCUCCUUGGCGCCAACGACAAGCAGCUUCAAGACCUCUACGAGAUCGAGACCAAGGAGCUGGAGCCGUGGACCGAGUCGCCGGCCGAGGUUACCGAGGACGAUUGGCGCGACUUCCUGGGCAACCGAAAGUACCAGAGGGCAUACGUUGACUUCUUUGAGGACGAGUUGGCGCUGCGCUGCGGUUACGACUGGAAGAAAGUCGUCCAUAAGUUCAUGUUCGAAGGAAAAGACCCUUUGAUCAACGGGCUCAUCGGCGGCCUUGGCCACCCCCUCAUCCACCUCGGAUACGCAUACGAAAUCGACAACAAGGAGGUCGCCAUCGAGGCGCUCGGUCUAGCAGCGACGAACUACAACUUUUUCCACAAGUACCUCGACCAGAAGAAGUACUCGAAACCCGCACCCUUUAGCUCCAAGUCGACGUUCGAGCUCAUAGACAAGCUGGCGAACGAUAAACGGUUCGACGGACUCUUGAAAGAGCCCAACGUGGACAAUAUCGAGGACAUAUUCGAGAAGCACGAGAGCCUGGUGUUGGAAUACUGGAAUGCUUGGACAAUCACUGAUCCAGUGAAGCAGUUUGAGGAGUCUCAGGAGCUGGCCGUGGCGCUUUUGGUGGCUACCAUCGCGCCGGGUACUCACGCGUACAACUUCUUCACAGUGCACCUGCUCACGACGAGCCACGCCGUCCGAAUCCUAAUCCCGUUCGUGCCUACCAAGUUCCACGUGAGCUUGGUGCGCCAGUGGUGGCUGUUCACCCUCGGGGUGUACAUCUCGCUCCUACGGCCGAAGAUCGAUCCCGACAACGUCGAUACGGACUUGAAGCAGCGCCACUGGGGCUACGUCGAGCAGGCGGCGCUGAAUUCGCAGUGGGCCAAGGACGCUCACUUCGUCAAAGCCGUUCGUGCCAUGCAAGAAGCGGCGAGGACGUGGGGCGAUGUCCACGAGCGGUAUCUCGCGUCUGCGCUUACAUUCGUCGAUAACUUCCGCGGAUGGACCUUCUAG
Molecule: messenger RNA, 1227 nt
Organism: Colletotrichum karsti
Lineage: Eukaryota; Fungi; Ascomycota; Sordariomycetes; Glomerellales; Glomerellaceae
Exons: 3
Coding region: 1-1227 (408 amino acids)
Molecular function (GO): oxidoreductase activity
Source: RefSeq, a predicted model, not a curated record